AUGAUCAGCGCGAAAGGCAAGAAGGAUCCCGAGUGCGUUAAGGUGGUUGUAAGAUGCAGGCCGAUGUCGAGGCGAGAGGUAGAGGACACCAGACAGCAGAUCGUGUCGAUCAACAUCGACACUGGUGAGGUUUCAGUCAGGAAUCCCGAGUCAGACAUCAAAGAAGCCCCGAAACCCUUCACGUUCGAUCAGGUGUUCGACUCCAACUGUGAGCAAGAGCAUGUGUUUCAAACCACCGCUCAGCCCAUCGUCGACUCGGUCCUGCAAGGAUACAAUGGGACCGUCUUCGCCUACGGGCAGACCGGGACGGGAAAGACGCACACGAUGGAAGGGUUGUGGGACCCGCCGGAGCAGCGAGGAAUCAUCCCACGAUCGUUCGCUCGGAUCUUCUCGGAGAUCGAUGAUACUCAUGAUCAGAACUUCCUCGUGCGCGCAUCAUUCCUGGAGAUCUACAACGAGGAGGUGCGAGACCUGCUGGCGAAGGAUCCCAAGAACAAGCUCGACCUCAAGGAAGACAACGACAGGGGCGUGUACGUGAAGGACUUGACGUCGUACGUGGUGAAGGGAGCGACAGAGAUGGAGAAUGUGCUGCUGGCGGGGAAGAAGAACAGAAGUGUGGGAGCGACGCUGAUGAACCAAGACUCCUCUCGCUCUCACUCCAUCUUCACCAUUGUUAUUGAAAGCUCAGCUGAAGGCUCGGAUGGGUCCCGGCACAUCCGAGCUGGGAAGUUAAACUUGGUGGACUUGGCAGGAAGUGAGCGACAGAGCAAGACGGGAGCGACUGGAGACCGACUGAAGGAGGCGACCAAGAUCAACCUGUCACUGUCCGCUCUUGGCAACGUCAUCUCAGCGCUUGUCGACUCGAAAUCUCAUCACAUCCCAUACCGCGACUCGAAGCUCACUCGCCUGCUCCAAGACUCGCUGGGGGGCAACACCAAGACCGUCAUGGUGGCAAACAUCGGCCCUGCGGACUACAACUACGACGAGACCAUCUCGACAUUGCGGUACGCCAACAGAGCCAAGAACAUCAAGAACAAGCCCAAGAUCAACGAAGACCCCAAGGACACGAUGCUGCGCGAGUUUCAGGAAGAGAUCGCAAGACUCAAGUCCAUGCUUGAGUCGCAACAGAACGACCCGGAAGUCCGAGGAGUGCAGGGGAGGCCUGACCCUGCCCCUCAGUUCACUGGACAGGAGAUGGUGAAGCAGAUGUCGAACAAGCAGCUGGAAAACAUCCAUCACGAGCUCGAGGAGCAGAAACUUGCUCUGCAAGCGGUUCGCGAGCCACGAGAGAAGUCAAGGAGAAAUGAAACGUUAGAUGAUGUCAGGCCGAAGAUAUUCGCGAAGAGGAAAGAGACAGAGCGGAAGAAGAGAUCCGCAAGAAGGUCCGUCCCUACCGACAUGUCCAAGCUCCAAGCGAUGCAAGAGAAGGUGGUGGUUGGGUCUGCCAACGCCGAGGAAGCUAGACGACGAGAGGAGGAGCUGGCGAGAGCUCAGAUGGAACUGGAAAGGAGGCGAGAGGAGCAGCAGCGGUUGAGCGAGCAGCUGCGAGAGCAGGUUGGAGAGACGUUGGCGAUGGAGGAGAAGUACGCCUCGAUCCAAGAGGAGGUGCAGGCGAAAACCAAGAAGCUCAAGAAGAUCUGGACGAGAUACGAACAGGCGAGGGCAGAAGCCGAAGACUUGCGACGAGAAAAUCAGAUAGAAAGAGAAGACCUGCUGCAAACCAUCCGGGAGAGCGAUCAGAGUAUCAAGCUGCUGAGCUUGAUCGUUCAAAAUUUCAUUCCUGACGAGGAGAGGAUGCGGAUCGAGUCGCUCUGCGAAUGGUCUCCUGACGACGAUCCUGGAACCUUCUGA
Guillardia theta CCMP2712 is the source of this 1851-nucleotide messenger RNA. RefSeq lists its product as hypothetical. Gene Ontology annotation, biological process: microtubule-based movement. Gene Ontology annotation, molecular function: ATP binding; microtubule binding; microtubule motor activity. The transcript is spliced from 9 exons. The coding region runs from base 1 to 1851 and encodes 616 amino acids. Lineage: Eukaryota; Cryptophyceae; Pyrenomonadales; Geminigeraceae. The record is from RefSeq and is a predicted model, not a curated record.